UCGCCCUGGUAGUCUGCUCACGGUCAUAUUUGCAGGAGCCUUAUGCAAAGCUGCGGACAAAAACGAUUGACGGAUGUUUAUUACAAAAACGGGGUUCCUACUGUCUCUCAGCAUUUUCGCAAGCGAUUCCAUUCCACAGCUUGUGUUUUAGAAUGGCCCUACAGAGAAAGCUAAAUUUACAGCUUUACUCCUGCGAUACACUCCUGUUAUGUGGAUCCACAACACAGCCGUCUCCAUGACAACUGCAGUCCGGCAGAAAAGACAGUUCACUGUGUCCCAUCCAAUGUUGCCGCAUGCUUGGAAUAAUCGUCACUGGUGUAACAUGAGCGUGAUCACAAAUGCAUGCCCUGCACGGUUAGUGGUUCAGACAUAGUCAUGAAAAAAGAAAUGAUCAAGUGAAACUUUCUGGGAGGUUGGGGGAGAUUCCUGUUAUCAUGGUUGCGGGGAAACGAGCAGCCAUUAGUAUCUAAUGGUGGUGAUUAGGGGCCAUGAGAUUCAAGCUUUUCCUUGUCUUUGGGAGGGUGGCCAUCUCUGGCAGGUGGCUGGCCCUGGAGAUGGUAGAGCACGCUUCCUGGAUGCGGAGGGCCAUAUGUUUUUUGUAUUGCACACAAUCUGUCACGGUUUUGUUAGGACCCGAACUAAAGCAGGCAGCAAUCUGCUGGCGUCUCUGAUGCUACAAGCAGAAUUUGUGUCAGUAACCUUCAGCUCUAUCAAUACCAUGCUCCCUUUUUGCGUAGCGUGUCCCAGAGCAGCUCUCUGGAAGAGGUCCGCCUGGACGGGGGCCCCAUAGUCCCUCCCGCUCCCCGCAGGGUGGAGAUGAGACGCGACCCGGUGUUGGGCUUUGGCUUCGUCGCGGGCAGUGAGAAGCCUGUGGUCGUUCGCUCCGUCACCCCCGGGGGUCCUUCAGAGGGCGAGCUUCUCCCUGGAGAUCAGAUCAUCAUGAUCAAUGAGGAGCCAGUCAGCACUGCCCCAAGAGAACGGGUCAUUGAUCUCGUCAGAAGCUGUAAGGAAUCCAUCAUGCUGACAGUCGUUCAGCCUUACCCUUCGCCAAAAUCUGCCUUCAUCAGUGCUGCGAAGAAAGCCAAGUUAAAAUCAAACCCAGUGAAGGUGCGCUUCGCGGAGGAGGUCAUCGUCAACGGCCAGGCUCCUGACUUUGUCAAAGAUAAUUCGCUCCUUUUCAUGCCAAAUGUUCUGAAAGUAUAUUUGGAAAAUGGACAAACUAAGUCAUUUCGUUUUGACAACAGUACCUCAGUCAAGGAUGUCAUCUUAACUCUGCAAGAGAAGCUGUCCAUCACGAGCAUCGAGCACUUCUCUCUGAUGCUAGUGCAGCGUGCCGAGGCAUCUGCAAGCAAGCUGCUGCUCCUUCACGAGCAGGAGAUGUUAACUCAGGUGACACAAAAACCAGGAUCUCAUAAGAUGAAAUGCUUCUUCAGAAUCAGCUUUGUUCCGAAGGAUCCCAUUGACCUGCUGAGACGAGAUCCAGUCGCUUUUGAAUAUCUUUAUGUUCAGAGCUGCAAUGAUGUGGUGCUGGAACGAUUCGGGCCUGAGCUGAAGUACGACACAGCCCUCCGCCUGGCUGCUCUGCAGAUGUACAUCCUGACUGUCACCAUGAAGCAGACGCAGAAGGUGUCGCUCAAGUACAUUGAGAAGGAGUGGGGCUUUGCGCUUUUCCUGCCCCCGGCACUGCUGUCCAGCAUGAAGGAGAAGAACAUCAAAAAAGCCCUGACCCACAUCCUGAAAACCAACCAGAACCUCGUACCUCCCGGCAAGAAGCUGACUGCCUUGCAGGCUAAAGUACACUACCUGAAGUACCUCUGCGAUCUGAGGUUAUAUGGGGGUCGAGUAUUCAAGUCAAUACUGUUGCAGGGGGACCGGCACACCGAAGUGACCCUGCUGGUGGGGCCACGCUAUGGCAUCAGUCACGUCAUCAACACCAAGACCAACCUGGUGGCCCUGCUGGCCGACUUCAGCCACGUCCAUCGCAUUGAGAUGUACGCGGAGGACGAGAGCAAUGUCAGGGUAGAGCUGCACGUCCUGGAUGUCAAGCCUAUCACCCUCUUUAUGGAAUCCUGUGACGCCAUGAACCUGGCCUGUCUGACUGCUGGAUACUACAGGCUGCUGGUAGAUUCUCGGCGCUCCAUUUUCAACAUGGCCAACAAAACCAAGGCAGGAACUGUGGAUGGCGGCCAGGAACCAAGGGGCAAGUUUAACUGCCAAGGUAUUGAGUGCGUGUACAGUACCUCCUUCAGUGGCAGCGAGGAUCCUGGCCUUCAGUUAUGCCAGAAGGAUUCCCAUGAAAAAGACAACUUUUCCAUUUGUACAGGAAGUGAAAAGGAGGCUGUUCCCAUUUACAUCACAGAGGUAGAGCAGUCCCAGCAUGCCGUGCAGGUAGGACACAGAGCUGAGAGAGGGAACAGGAGCACACACUCCCAAGCCUUUCUCUCUAUGGCAAGAACUAAACCCCAGGACUCUCCCAGAAGUGCCAAGGUUUCUUUUAUUUUUGGAGAUGCUCCUUUAGAUAGUAUUAACCCCCAGAACCUUGGUUACCAGAGACUAAUGGAUGAUAGCCCGGAAAUGUUAGAUGACCACAGCUCCUUCUAUCUGCCAAACAAUGAAGACUUAAAGCAUUUGGGUCCUUCUGGAGAUGGGGAUGGAUUUCAGUAUGGCUCCCAUACGGUCUACAGCAGCAUCAAUGAUGCAAAAAUCUUUGGAAACACAGGAGGCAUUGAGGAGCCUCUACUACAUGACAUUUGUUAUGCAGAAACCACGGACGAUGCAGAGGAUGAGGAUGAAGCCAGCUGUGAGGAGGACAGUGAAGUCGGUGAGAUGGGCAAGACCACCUUUCUCAAGUUCUCGGGCUCCAGUGACGACAUAAUCGACUUGACCUCCCUGCCUCCUCCAGAGGGGGAUGAUGAAGAGGACAACGAUGUCCUUCUGCAUUCACUGAACCUAGCCAUUGCCGCUCCUCCUCCUGGGUUCAGGGACAGUUCGGAUGAAGAAGAACACCAUGUCUCACAAGUUACAGAGGGAAGAGGCCCAGGGAAACUCAAUGACAUCCCAGUGUCUCUGAUUGACACUGUCCCAACACAGGGCAACAGCAGCAGUGAGAAAGCCCUGGACGAUGCUGUGGUCUCUACACUGCAGGCACUGGAAGCCCUUGCAGCGUCUGAAGAGUCGUCCCAUCCAAAGUCCAACAGUAAUACAGGUUUAGCCAUGUCUCGGGCCUUUAGCCCGGAGUCCUCUUCAGAUUCUGGGAAUGAAACAAACUCCUCUGAAAUGACGGAGAGCUCUGAGCAGGCCGCAGCCCAGAAGCAGUCAGAAAGCAACAUGCGCCUCUUUGUGGCAACCACAGAGGGAUUUCAGCCUCUCCUAGUGGAAAAGACAGAGUUUCCCAUCUCUCCUUCUGAGGGAGACCAUUCUCUGAAGAUGCCCCUUGGUUUCUUGAGCCGGAAAGAAGGCGAGACUUCAGCUAUGCCUUCAAAACAGAUCCUUCACUCUGAGAAUAUUGAAAUGGAGCCAGAAACCAUGGAGACUAAAUCAGUCACAGAUUACUUCAGCAAAAUGCAUGUGGGGUCUGUGAUGCCGUCCUGUAACAACAAACAAAAGGGAAAGCCUAGUGAGGUGGAUCCCAGAAUGCCCUUCGAUACAAACACCACGGGAAAACGACAGGUGAGGAUGGCUGAGGCAGCCGGGGAUGAGCAGCUCCACGGUGGAAAGUACAACACCUUCUCCGCCAGAGAUGCCCAUCGCAUGAAUCACUUUGAUCUAGAACGUACCUCAUUCCGAGAGAAGAGCCAAAGGUCACACAUACUGAGUGAAAACAAGAUGGCAGAAAAUCCCACCAUGGGAACUAUGAGUGGUCACCCUCUGUUACGUGGACGUCAUGUUGGUCAGGCUGAGCUCCAAGAGUCAGAACAGGAAGCAAAUGACAACAGGGUUCCAAGUAACGGAAAGGAAGAAGGUCUUACAUCAGAAACCUUCUCCCAAGAAAAGGAGCAGAACAGCUCCCAGCAAGUCAAUGCCCCCCUUGAGGAGCAAACACAGAGCAAGCAACCUCCAGGCGAGCACGCUGUUGCUGGGCUGUGUGAGUACCACCUAGCCAAACGCAUGUCAUCCCUACAGAGUGAGGGUCACUUCUCCCUUCAGAGCUCCCAGUGCUCCUCUCUGGAUGCCAGUGGCUCUACAGGCAGCAGCAGUUGUGCCACUCCCAUGGAUUCCCCCCUCUGCACCACUGAUACAAAGCACAUCAGCUACAUGGGCGCAGAGGACAAAGCCCAUAGCGCCCCAAGUCAUGGCCCUCAGCUCAAGGAUCUCCACCCGAAUGCCGAUGCAACAAUGCUUCGGAAGAUGCUGCCUAACUUACACACGGCCCCUGGCUCUGAACCUUUGUUUGGGGCUUUGCGAGAAGGAUGUCACCGCAUUCCUAAGAUCAAAGAAACCACAGUGUAGCUUACACAGAGACUGAGAAGGCCCAACGUGGGGACUCAUCAUCAGCUCUUCACAAACAGGCGAAAGAAUCUCCCCUGCUGCCGUCAUCUCGCUUAAGUACAGAAUCAAAGGUGCCAAAGCAGGAGUCCACGCACAGUGAGAAAAUAACCAUCUUCCAACAUCUCCCAGAAGCUUGCAGUCAUGUGAUCCCUGCACUGGAGGUAUUGGCCGGAGCCUGAGACGGAGCUCCAGCAGCAUAACUACUGGCUUCAGGAGUUUCGACACCUUGUUUGAGAAGAACAAAGCUGCA
This is a messenger RNA of Brienomyrus brachyistius, 4738 nucleotides long. Its product is annotated as FERM and PDZ domain-containing protein 4-like. The record is from RefSeq and is a predicted model, not a curated record. The transcript has 16 exons. Gene Ontology annotation, molecular function: protein binding. NCBI's taxonomy places the organism in Eukaryota, Metazoa, Chordata, Actinopteri, Osteoglossiformes, Mormyridae. Gene Ontology annotation, cellular component: cytoskeleton. Bases 817 to 4449 code for a protein of 1210 amino acids.